Molecule: messenger RNA, 2436 nt
Organism: Penicillium roqueforti
Lineage: Eukaryota; Fungi; Ascomycota; Eurotiomycetes; Eurotiales; Aspergillaceae
Product: DUF3433 domain-containing protein
Exons: 2
Coding region: 1-2436 (811 amino acids)
Source: RefSeq, a predicted model, not a curated record
AUGAUGAACCAGGCGAGAAACUUCAGCCUGCGCAGCGUUAACACAAGCAAACCGCAACUUGCCCGAUCAGAAUCUCAACAGUCCGUGGCUGCAUCAGACGACUACUAUUCAUUCUCAGAACGAACCUCUAGUCCGGAGAGUCUAGCAACAGCCAUGCGAUUCAGGACUCCAGACUCCCACGCACCAUCACCCGCCAUGUCGCAAAUACAGCUUGCCCAAGAAGAUCGCGAGUCCCAACGCCCACCAACAUCCAGCACAGUUCGGUUCGUAGACGACAGAGCGGCCCACAUCAGUCCCACAUCCGAUGGAUCAAGAUCAAACGGGACUUCUCGCCGAUCCCCCAGUGAUUACCCGGGACCAUCUCCGACUCCAGGCACAGAUGACUCCCCAUACGUCCGGUUUGCAAUCGACCAGAUCACCCAAGACAGAACUCGGGGGCUCCAAAGGAAUGACUCUAUUUCCACCACGACGACAGGUGACUAUCCAACCGAUAGACUUAUAUGGGACGAGGGACUCGGUUAUUUCACCCGCACGCGGACCCCCAUUCGACAUGACACGCCACCAGUGAGACCGUCCUAUACAUCUCCCUCACCACAGGCUUUGCCGCAAACGCCAAUGUCAGUGGACCCCGAGUCCUUCAUGGCUGUUGAUGCGCCGGAGAAGAGCAUGUUGUAUCCUCCCUUGGACUAUCUGCCUCUUGUUCUGCGGCCGUGGGCUUUGGCGCUCACGAUAUUUUGCUGUCUGCUCAUGAUAGCGGGUAUAGUGUUUUGCAAUGUUUGGUCCCGUGGUGAAGAGGGAUUGUGGAACUACGUGCGUCAAGGCGACUCGAGAUAUUUUGUGCUACAGUUCCUGCCACAGAUAGCUGCCGCAAUCAUCAUCAUAUGGUUAUUCGUCAUUCAAGCUGCGGUAUAUCGCAUCGCACCAUUUUCUAUGAUGUCAGCAGAGCGAGGGCAAGGUCUGGUGAUGAACCGCCUGCCUAUUCUCUCGCAGAACUUCAUUUUCCCCGACUUCUCCCAUUUCCGCCAUGGUGAAGCCUUGUUCGGAUUCUCUUUGUUCACAAUUUGGCUUUCGAAUUUCUUCGCCAUCCCUCUGCUCAGCUGUCUCUUCCAGGCAAAGUACUAUAUCAUUGACGGACAAGGUGUCUGGCGAUGGGCUUCGGUUCAAUCCGUGGGCUGGACAUUGGUGGGAUUAUAUGGUGUUUUGACACUAGGCCUGAUCAUGCUUUUCAUCCGUUUCCUUCGUGGCUCGUCUGGCUUGAUGUGGGAUCCCGUCAGCCUCGCAGAUUUGGUCUCGAUCAUACAGCGAUCGAAUAUCCUCCACGAUUUUGAGCACUCUGAAACAGUUCCUUCGGUGCGAGAAUCCCUCGACCCCCGAGUACUUCGACUGGGAUACUGGAAACUCUCGAGCAAGGCCGAGAUCUUCUACGGAAUCGGCGAAGUAGAUGCCCCAGUGCGCACCCCAUCUCUCCAUCAGACAGGCAAAAGCCGAGAAGAUCAACCACACGGAGUUACCAAGGUUCGCUUUGAUCUUGAGCACAACGGUGCAUUCGCCAAUGACCCACAAGAUCACCACCUAUACUCGCCAUCCACCCGUUAUCGCUGGACACCUUGGUUUCUGCGCAACGUCCCAGUAUUUAUUUGGACUCUCAUUGUCUUCGCCCUCUUCGUCGCUUUUGUCGCCGUUAGCUUUAUCAACAGCGCCAUCGAAGGCGGCUUCCCUCCCAAGCUACCAACACUCCCAUCGACAAGUGCAUUCUCCUCCUCCAACUUCCUAUACAGCUUUAUCCCCGCACUAAUCGGAAACGUCUUCUUCCUGGCCUGGCAACCUGUCGACGUAUACUUCCGAGCUCUCCAACCAUACGCCGAACUCUCAUCCCCCAGCGGCGCAUCUGCCGAACGGAGCAUCCUACUCUCCUACCCAUCCUCCUACCCAUUCCAGGUCACCAUCCAGGCCAUAAUCAACCGCCACUUCAAAGUUGCCUGGAUCUCCCUCAUGAGCCUGCUAUCUCUCGCCAUCCCCAUUCUCGCCGGAGGCGUCUUCAUCGCCCUCUGGUUCUCCGACCACGACCAGAUCCGCAUCGCUGCCUAUUUGCCAGCAUUCUACGCUUUGAUUGCCUUCUGUGGCCUAUAUGCCGUAUCUUUCAUAGCAAUCUGGCCGGGCCGUCGUCGCUAUCUCCCACACGAUAUCACAACCUUGGCUGAUCUGAUGAGCUAUCUUUAUCAGUCGCCUCUUCUGUCUGAUAAAAUCUUGCGCGAGCCCAGGAGCAAGACUGACCUCGUUACUCGUCUUAUUGUUGCUCCACCCUCGGAGCGCCACCUGCCUUUGUACGGCUUUGGCAUUUAUGUCGGUCGUGACGGCAAGGAGCAUCUUGGUAUUGAUCGGUUCCAUCGGCCUGGUCGCGCUGAUAUGCUUAUCACCACCGGCGAUAUGAAUUAA